Purpureocillium lilacinum is the source of this 2673-nucleotide messenger RNA. RefSeq lists its product as uncharacterized. Lineage: Eukaryota; Fungi; Ascomycota; Sordariomycetes; Hypocreales; Ophiocordycipitaceae. The record is from RefSeq and is a predicted model, not a curated record.
AUGAAUCCCCCUCUGCUGAGCUGCCUGGUGUUUUCCGUCUUCUUCGUGGCGGUCGAGUCGACCAAGAUCCUCCAUGUGUGGCUCAACGCGGGCGACUUUCCGCUCGUCUUCUUCCUCCUCUGCCUGCCGGCCUUUUUCCUGACCGACGUGGUGCUGCUGACGGGCGUGUUUCUGCUGCUGCGGCGCAAGAUUGGCCUGCUGUCGCUCGUGGGCCGGAUCGUGGCGUGCGUGAUCAGCCUCAUCACGUUUGGCGCCGCGUCCUCGUUCUGGAGCUUCUGGUGGAAGACGGGCGGCGAGAUUGAGUGGGCCGACGUCAAGUCGUUUGCCUCGGACGCCGAGGGCAAAAAGGUGCUGCUGAGCGAGAGCUGCACCGCGCUGGCGUUUGCGAGCGCCAUCCUGCUCGUCGCCUGGUUCGCCAAGGGCUACGUCUACGCCUUUGCCGCGGCGUUUGUGUCGGGGGCCGAGGCCCACGUCUCUGCUGGCCUGCGAUGCAUCGCCCGAACGACCGGCGUCGGCAAGCACCUGCUCAAGGCGCCCGCCGAGCCCCUCCUCCCGAAGCAGGAGCAGGAUUUCGACUCCGACUUUGAGGACGAGAAGCCGACGUCGAUGCUGGAGCCCGACGAGGGCACGCCGCGCCGGUGCCGCGCCGCCCACGUCGCCCCCUGGAUCGUCGGGACGGCGGCGCUCGUCCUCUUCGUCUCGCUCGCGACCUUCCUCGACCCCGACCGCCCCUACAGCCGCAUGCUGGAGACGCUGCCGCUGCCGAUGGCGGGCAUCUUCAUGGGCAAGUCGGUCCACUGCGUCGACGGCACCUGGCCGCUGCCGGCCCUCAUCGCCAAGUCGCGCUGGGAGCUGCCCCGCGGCGACUUCAAGGGCUGGGCCCCCGGCACCGACAGCGCGCUCGCCAAGAAGUACGCCGAGAGGGUCCCGUCGUGGAUGCCGGACCCGGUCCCCCACGGCUUCUUCCGGUGGGAUCCGGCGCUCAGGGCGCAGGGCGACGCGUCGAAGCAGGCCCGGUUCCUCAACGUGUCCGCGCCGGCGCCGGCGCCCGCCUCCAACGACAAGUGCCCCGACAGCUCGACGGCCGACGACAGAUGGUACAACCCCGUCAACGACCCGCUCAAAAUCUCCAACCUCGGCGAGGACGUGCUGCCGGCGCUGGCGAGCGCGCUGGGCGGCAUCAACAUCAAGCACAUUGCGCUGUUCCAGAUGGAGAGCUCGCGCGAGGAGCUGUUUCCCAUCCAGCAGGGCUCGGGCAUCCACCAGAUCAUCCUGGACUCGCACGACGCCAAGAAGCGCGACGAGAUCAACGCGCUGCUGUCGCAGCUGACGCCCAACGCGGAAAAGAUCAGCGGCAAGCCGGGCAACUUCAAGGGCGCCGACGGCAAGGCGUACCCGCGGGCGGCGGCGCCGGUGUGGAACGACACGACGCGGCCGGGCUACGGCGGCAUCACCGUCAUCGGCGGGCACACGCCCAGCAGCGCGUCGACCAAGAGCAUGGCGGCCAGCCACUGCGGCGUGUGGCCCAUGUCCGUCACCAUGUUUGAGGAGUCGGAGACGGACAGCUACCAGCCGUGCAUCCCGCAGAUCCUCAACCUCUUCAACCAGCUCAAGGCCAACGGCACGGGCGCCAACGGCACCGACUUUCUCGAGCACGAGUGGAACUCGGCGUUCUUCAUGUCCAUUACCGACUCGUACGACCGGCAGCACGAGUUCGAGAAGAAGAUUGGCUUCGACCCCAUCAUCGAAAAGGAGGUCAUGGACCAGGACGCGGCCAAGGACCCGACGCUCGAGGAAAUCAACUACUUUGGGUACCCGGAGACGGCGCUCAAGUCGCACCUGCGCGACCACAUCACCAACGCGACGGCGGGCAACAAGCGCAUGUUCCUGUCGCACUUUACCAGCACGACGCACCACGCGUGGGGGGUGCCCGAGUGGUUCAAGACGGUCGACUACAUGCCGGACAAGAGCAAGCACAAGGACUUCAACAAGUACCUCAACGCGGUGCGGUUCGACGACAUGUGGAUGGGCAUGGUGAUGCAGCUCUUCGACGACCUGGGCAUCGCCAACGAGACGCUGGCCGUGUUCGUGGGCGACCACGGGCAGGCGUUCAAGGAGGACUGGCACAAGACGGGCACGUACGCCAACGGGCACGUCAGCAACUUUCGCGUGCCCAUCAUCUUGCGGCACCCGCAGCUGCCGCGCGUGCACUACGAGCACAACGCCACGUCCGUGUCCAUCAUCCCGACGAUGCUGGACCUGCUCAUCAGCACGGGCUCGCUCAACAAGCUGGACACGACGGCGGCGUCGGACCUGGUGCAGGACUACGAGGGCCAGUCGCUGAUGCGGCCGUACAAGACGGUGCACCACGGGCGGCGCGCGUGGAACUUUGGCGUCGUCAACCCGGGCGGGCGGUUCCUGGCCAUGACGUCGGCCGACGUGCCGUGGCGGCUGGUGAUUCCGCAGGGCGACGAGCAGUCGGAGCUGGUGUUUACGGACCUGCAGGACGACCCGCUGGAGCUGCACCGCACGACGGCCUGGGCCGUGGCCGGGCUGCAGCGAAAGAUUCGCGCCAGCUACGGCGAGGAGGCGGCGACGUGGGUUGGCGAGGCCGAGGCCGUGGCCCAGUGGUGGGCCGAGUCGCGCAAGCGGCUGUGGCACUACGAGGAGUAA